Messenger RNA from Gavia stellata (red-throated loon), 591 nucleotides. Its product is annotated as alpha-1-acid glycoprotein 1-like. The record is from RefSeq and is a predicted model, not a curated record. The transcript is spliced from 6 exons. Lineage: Eukaryota; Metazoa; Chordata; Aves; Gaviiformes; Gaviidae. Bases 1 to 591 code for a protein of 196 amino acids.
AUGCUGGCCACCCUCACCCUCCUCCUGGGGCUGCCGCUCGCCCUCGCCACCGAGUCCCCCAGCUGCGCCCCGCUCAUCUCCGUCACCUUCGACAAUGCCACCGUCCCUGGGCUCCUGGGACAGUGGAUCUACAUCAUCGGCGCCUCCAGGUACCCGCCUCACCUGGAAGAGCUGAAGGCGGUGAAACACGCGGUUUUUUCCUUCUCUCCCGGCAGCCACGAGGACGAGCUCAACGUCACCGAAAUCAUGAGACUGAACGAGACGUGUGUGGUGAGGAACACCAGCAAGAUCCAAGUCUUCCGGCACAACUCCACCCUGGCACACGUCGAUGACCAGGUGGCCUCCACGGCCGAGCUAAUCCAGAGCGACAAGGACCUGCUGAUCCUGAAGCACCUCAACACCAACUUCCCCAGUCUGAGCCUCUCAGCGCGGACGCCCAACGUGAGCAAGGAGCACCUGGAGGAGUUCAAAGCCCACCUGCGCUGCCUGGGCUUCACCGAGGAGGAGAUGUUCUUCACAUCCGAAAAGGAUGCCUGUCCCCUGCCCGGAGAGAAGACAGGCGAAGGCGACGCGGAGCCGCAGCUGGGGUAA